Messenger RNA from Penicillium concentricum, 510 nucleotides. RefSeq lists its product as uncharacterized. The coding region runs from base 1 to 510 and encodes 169 amino acids. The record is from RefSeq and is a predicted model, not a curated record. NCBI's taxonomy places the organism in Eukaryota, Fungi, Ascomycota, Eurotiomycetes, Eurotiales, Aspergillaceae. The transcript has 2 exons.
AUGGGAUUCAUCAAGUCUGGCCUUGUUGCGGGUGGUACCUAUAGCCUCAUUAAAGCUGCAUCCAAGUCCGCCGCUGAGUACGAGGAGCAGAAGCAGAAGGAGAUGGAAAAUAUCCAACCUGCUGCCCAAAGACUCCGACAUGCUGCCCAGCAAAGGUACUACCUUGAGAAUAGGCGGCGAAUGGGCUAUAAGGAUAGUCGCCAAAGGAAUAACCCUCAUGCCCAACCAUCGUACCCUCUAGACUCAAACCAUGACAGCAAUGUGAAUCAGUCUAAGCCACAAGCACAAUCCAAGUCGACCUACCAGCCGUCAACAUGCCGUACAAGUACAAAGACCAUGGAGAACCCUCCGCCAUACGAGCCUUCACCACAGGCACAAUCCCAGUCGACCCACCAGCCGUCAAUGUCCACAAGGGCCAUGGAGAACCCUCCUCCAUACGAUCAGAGCCACCCAUCCGAAAUGCGGGGAGAUAGUAUGGCUGGAUCAGAUGCAUAUUCCAAAUCAAAAUAA